GGGAGUUGCAGUUGAAAGCAGAGGAGAGCAGACAGGUAGGGAAGAAGAAGAAGCGCCAGAUGUUUGCAGAUCAGCUCCUGACCGAUCAUGUGAACUGGUUAAAAGCUUGGAGACUCAUGCCACAAUGAAAUCAUACAACCACAGCAAAAUGAAGCUUCUUCUAAAGAGAGCGACAUCUCGGAUUACUUCCUUCUCCAAUUGAAGUGUGUUUCUGAAAGCUUUAGUUUGGAUCCAGUGCUUGAAAACGUCAGCUUGUGCCUGACAGCGAUGGGUUCACAGGGUCAAACACUGGCCUGGACCUUGCUUCCAGUGCUUCUGCUGGGAAUGACCUGCUCAUCACAUGGGUCCCUUGUGAAAGUCAAUAAGGGUGUAAAGGUGAAACGGGGUCAGUCAGCCUACCUCCAGGAUGGUGACCUACAGUUCCAUAUUCCCCGUCAGAAGGAUGCCUGCAAGGUGGAGGUGGUGUUAAAUGAGCCCAUAACUCAACGAGUGGGAAGAGUCAUGCCUCAGGUAUUUGAUUGCCACUAUCUGGCUGAUGAGGUAAAGUACGUCCAUAACGGAUGUCCAUUGUUAAAGGAGGACACUGUCAAGCUUCGACUAUACAGGUUCACAGAGACAGAGACAUACAUGGAGGUGUUUUCUCUCCAUGUGGACAUUAUGGAACCUGAAUGCAGCAUCAUAAAGCUGGGGCCCAAAUCCCUGGAGGUUCCUGAAUUCUACGGCUUCUCCGAUGCCGUGGAUGGCAAUGUGGUGUCCUUCCAUUAUGAGCAGAGGUCUAGUCUGGAGUGUAGCAUCUAUUUAAGUAGCCAUGACACCCACCUACCAGCCCACGGCCAACUGGUCACCGGAGAGCCAGAGAAAGCUAUGAAAAGAGGGGACGAGCCAGAGAGCUUCAUCCACCUACGCCAGCAUCUAGAUAAUAAAGCCAGAGCAAUGUGUAAAUCUGAAGACUGCCUGAAAGGUCCGAAGCUAGUGAAGUUCACCAAAAUUCCCUGUGAUGACUUCCUUUUGAUGGGGCUGAGGUAUCAGCACAUAGACCCUCCAUCUCCAGACGUUGACUACAUCGCAAUCAGACUGGAUCUCAUGGACACCCGUAGUGGCAGCACAUAUCAGUCUGAACAGGCCUGGAUUCCAGUGCAAAUAGUUGGUGCCUUGACCAACCAGCCUCCCAAACCGUCCUUCAUGUCCAUGUUUAUCCUUGAAGUGGACCAGUUCAUCCUCACUCCACUCUCCACUGCUACACUAGACACUGAAGACGAAGAAACUCCCAAACAACUUUUGGUUUUCAACAUCACCAAACCGCCCGUGGACGGCUUCAUCGCCCAUCUGUCCGAUCAUACUUGCCCAAUCUCCUCCUUUACAUGGCUCGAUCUCAAUGACAUGCUCAUUGGGUAUCAACCUCCGAACUCCUCAAACACCCAACGCAGGAAUUACGAGAUGGAAUUUGAGGUUCAUGAUUUUUUCUUUGAGAAGAGCCCAUCAAUGACUGUUCACAUGUCUGUAAGGAAUGCAGACACGAAUGCACCCAGGGUGUCUUGGAACAUGGGCCUCAGUCUGUUGGAGGGUCAGUCUCGGCCAAUAAUGUGGGAGCAGCUCCAGAUUGUGGACAACGACAACCUGAAUGCUGUUCGUAUCAUCACUGUGGACGGCCUGCAGCAUGGACGACUCACUGUCAGAGGGGGAAAGGGCUUCAUGUUUAAUGUCAAUGACAUCAAAACGGGCGUGGUUCGCUAUCACCACGACGACAGCGACUCCACCAAAGACUUCAUUAUCUUCCGCAUCACCGACGGCCACCAUCAGACCCGACACAAGUUCCCCAUCAAGAUCCUGCCGAAGGAUGACAGCCCUCCGGUCCUCAUCACCAACAUGCUGCUGGAGGUGUCUGAGGGCCAGAUGGCUUUACUGAGAGGCUCCACCCUCCAGGCUUCAGACAUGGACUCCAGCGACGACUACAUCCUCUUUAACAUCACCCGCCCCCCACAGGCAGGGGAGGUUAUGAAAAUGCCAACAUCAGGGCUCACAGGUUAUCCUGUCAGCCACUUUCUGCAGAGGGACCUGUCUCAGUCCAUGGUUUACUAUCGACACCUAGGAAACGAGGUGUUUGAUGACUCCUUUGAGGUGGUGCUGUCUGAUUUCCAUGAUCCUCCGAACCUGUCAGAGCCUCAAGUGGUGCUAGUGCACAUAGAGCCUGUUCCAGACCAACCACCUAAAGAGGUUCCUGGUUCCAGUCGGUGUCUUGUGAUCAAAGAAACAGAAGUGGUCCAUAUAACACGGCAACAGCUUCACUUUGUAGACCAGGAGUCUCCAGACAGUGAGCUUACAUAUACGGUUACUACUCCGCCUUUGUACGCUGGUCCUCACAGCAGUCCAGAUGCUGGGAGGUUGUUCUUAGUCGACAGCAUACCCAAAUUCACCAAAGACUCCAAUGUACCGGUGCUGAGGCUCUUCACACAGCAUGCCGUGAACUUCAUGAAAGUAGCCUACAUGCCUCCAGUCAUGGACAUCGGCCCUUACCCCCAGUAUAUCCAAUUUGUUCUCUCUGUAACCAACCUCCUGGGCAAAACGGUCACUGGGAUCUGCUUUAACAUCACUGUGGUGCCAGUGGACAACCAGCCUCCACAGGUUAUUACCAACCCUCCGACUGUAGAUGAAGGCGGGCAGUGCUGGCUCGGCCCUGAACACUUGCUGCUGUCAGACGUGGACUCCGUAGAAGAAGCCCUGCAGGUGGUGCUUCAGAGGGAACCGCAGCAUGGAGCUCUGCAGCUCGAUGGCCUCGUGCUGAAACCGGGCCAGACUUUCACUGUGCAGGACCUGAAAAGCCUUAAAGUUAGGUACAAACAUGACAGCUCAGAAACUGUAGAGGACCACAUUGAAUUCACAGCAACAGAUGGCUCCAAUUCAGUCAGUUUUUUCCUGCAAGUGAAGGUGUGGCCCAUCAAUGACGAGGUCCCAGUGUUGGUCGCUGGUUUGAAACCGGUUCUCAGCUGUGCAGAGGGGCAGGAAAUGGUCAUCACAGCUGAGUACAUCUACGCUACUGACGCAGACAGUGACAACAGCAGCCUGGCCUUCCUGAUCGCCCGGCAGCCCUAUCAUGGCGUGGUUCUCCGGAACUCCGUCGUGGUUGAUCGCUUCAUCCAGGCAGACAUCACUGCGAGGAUCAUCACCUACAAACACACAGGACUGGAGAUUGGACUCACUCCUCGCCAUGACACCAUCACUUUUGUCAUAUCUGACGGAGGAACAGAAAACUCUGCUUUAUGCUGUGGUGAAGAAAAUCUCACCAAGUUCAGACUCAGUCUGCCUGUGUAUGACCUCCAGAUCACAGUGUUUCCAGUUGACAGCCAACCACCUUCUCUAACAACAGGAGACAUCUUUACGGUGGAUGAAGGUGGUUCUGCCCCGAUAACUGCAUCUCAUUUGAAGGUCUUUGACGUGGACACUGUUCUGGACAAACUGGUGGUCAGUCUCAUUUCUUCGCCUCAGUUUGGCUACAUAGAAAAUGUCCUGCCCAGUCCUGGCUUUGAGAAAAGCAACACGGGCAUAAGCAUAGCUUCCUUUUCAUACAAAGACAUUAUUGACGGGCAUGUGAACUACGUACAGUCCAGACACCAGAGGAUGGAGCCCACAGCUGACCAGUUCGUGCUCUGUGUAUCAGACGGCAAACACAGCUCUGCCCAUGUCCCCUUCUACAUUCUCAUUAACCCGACCAACGACGAGAUCCCACAGUUUGUGGCUCGGAACAUCACAGUGCGAGAAGGAGAAAUGAAGCAGCUGGACUCAUCAGUUUUACAAGCGGUGGAUCUGGAUGUCCCCAAGGACAGCCUGCUCUUCAGUGUGGUCAGAGCCCCGCAGCACGGCAGCAUCGUCACUCACGGCAGUGAAAAGUCAGCCUACAAGAGACAACAGGCCAGUCCUCAGUCCCCUGUGGUGGACUUCACAAUGACAGAUCUUUCAAAUGGUAUGGAUCUGAUGUACAUGCACGAUGACUCAGAGAAUAAGGAGGACAGUUUCACCAUUCAGUUGACUGAUGGCAGGCACCAACUCCAAAGACAAGUGAUGGUUAAGGUACUGCCAGUCAACGACGAAGAGCCUCGCGUCAUCAGGAACAAUGGACUGGAGGUGGAGGUGGGAGAAGCCAGGCUUAUCUCCAGCAUUGCACUGUUGGCACAGGAUGGUGACACUCCUUCUUCACAGGUCAUGUACAUAUUUGAUAGUGUUCCCACCCAAGGACUACUUCAGUUUAAGGAAGGUCCGGACUGGAGGACAUUGACAGUGGGGAGGAACUGCACCCAGGAGAUGGUGGACAUUAACCUCCUGCGCUAUGUGAACACAGGCCUGCAUGGUGCUAAAACACAGGACUUCUUUGUCUUCUACUUGUCGGAUGGAAAGAAUCAAUCGCCCCCACAGCACUUCCACAUCUCUGUCAAAGAUGUGGAAAAAGGAAACAUUGCCAUUUUUGUGAAGCCGGUGAACGUCAGUCGUGGAGACCGUGUGGUUCUCACCACGGAUGUGCUGUUGGCCACAGAUGGCACAGAAAUGCCAGAGGAGCUUCUGUAUAUCAUCACUAACCCUCCGGCUCACGGACACGUAGAGUACAUCAAGCAUCCUGGACUGGCCAUCUCCACCUUCAGCCAGAUGGACAUAGCCGCCAACCUUGUGGCUUAUGUGCACAACAACCGAGCCACCACACCCAUGGACAACUUUCAGUUUGUUGUGAGUAAUGGUAAAACCAGCCGAAAUGGAAGCUUUGAGAUCACAGUGGAAAUGGUGGACCGCAUUCUGCCGUCUCUGUCUUGCAACAAAGGCCUCUUUGUUCCACAAGGCGCCUUCAUGAUCAUGGGUCCUGACUGCCUGGUCAUGUCUGACCCCGACACUCCACCCAGCGCCCUGACCUUUGUCCUUCUCCAGCCUCCACAGUAUGGCAGACUGCUUUUAGGAGGUACCACACUAACUGCUGGCUCUAACUUCACCCAGAGAGACAUAGAGGAGCUUGAGGUAGCUUACAAACAUGACGGGGGGCCGUCACAGAUCGACCGAUUUGCCUUUACUGCCUCUGACAGCACCAAACGGGGUUUCCUGCUGGACGGCCAGCUACAAACGGAACCUGUGUUCUUCACUAUUCAGAUCAAGCUUCUGGAUAAAUUGUGUCCUGAGGUUGUCAAGCUGCUUCCUCUUUGGAAAGCAGAGCCUCUUGACGACGGACGACACGGGAUCUUUGUGUCAUCUCGAGAGCUGAAGGCCCAAGACAGCGAUAGCAGAGAAGAGGAGCUGAUAUUCUGCAUUGUUCGACAGCCCUACUUUGGUUACCUAGAAAACAUGACCACAGGUGGUUUUGUACCACAGCACUUUUCUCAGAUGGAGCUGAACAAGAGAACUAUCGCCUACAUCAUCAGCCCAGACAAGGAGUCUCUCUCAGACAGCCUGGAGUUCACGGUGUCUGACCCUUUAGGGAACAUGGGGCCCCCUCACAUACUUAAGUUCAGCUGGUCCAGUGUGGAGCUAUCUCAGCCCGAGUACUCUGUGUGUGAGGAGCAGGGAACCGUCUCGCUGGACAUCAUCCGGAGAGGAAACCUGGCAGAGUCUUCAUACAUCACUGUCAAGAUGGAGGAGGUGACUGCAACAGCUGGAAAAGACUUCCUUAUAAGCCCUUCUUCCCUCAUUCAGUUUGAUCCAGGAGUGUCAAAGAGGAACUGGCAAACCAAGAUCAUUCAGGAUCACCUUGAGGAGGCUGCAGAGAUGUUUGAAGUGCUGCUGGUGUCCCCUGAAGGCACAGUAAUCGGCAGCAUCAAGAAGGCUCAGGUCACCAUCAGGGACUCGGGAAGCGACACCACAGGACAGUCCAGGCUGAACCAUGAUCAGGAGGCUCCUGUUCUUGUAGGAAAAGAGGUUCGGUCACACAUGUACCCCCAACAUGGAUCCAUUCAGCUAGAGAAGUUGCCUCUCGGCACAGAAUCAGUGAUCUGGACCCGUGGAGACAGCAUCUCCAGGCCUGGAGCUCAUGUCCCAAAAAAACAACUUAAAGUUAUGGGCAACCCAAAGUCUAUUGCACCUUCAUCCGUUUUUCACAAUGGGACAGACAUUUACAUGUAUCAUGGCAUCAUGCAAAUACAAGUAGAGGAUGACACCUCCCCAUCGAGGAAGGGCAGAAAGGCAAACGUCCGUGUGGUUAGCAGGGGAGCACAACAGCAGGUGCCAGCUGUGCUUACUGAGUCAAAGUCAGAGCCUCACAGAAAGAUCUUAAAACCACAAGAAACGGCACUGGCUAAAGGACAUGCUCAAGCUGAUAACACCAUACCAAAGCCCUGUGUGCCAGAACUGAUGGGACUCCUGCAUUUCAACCAGACCACCAAUCAGCUCUUUCACUGCAAUGGUGUCUCCUGGAAACCCUGGGUACCAACUGAUCAGAUGGUGAGUGCUCAGAUGUGUCCUCAGGGCUGGACCUUUCAUGGUGGCCACUGUUACUCCCUUAGCACUGAGCACAAAGUCACAUGGAGCACAGCUAACAGGGCCUGCAGAGAGAGAUACAAAGGCACUCUUGCAAGCGUUCUCUCUAAAGUUGAAAUGGACUGGCUGUGGGACUUCAGCAGAAGAAAACCAUUUUGGAUAGGCCUGAAUGACAGGGAUGGACGAGGACGCUGGGAAUGGGCGAGUGGUGAGCCUGUUAGCUACACUAAUUGGAGAAAGACGCCCCCCCGGUCCAAAAUGAAGGGAAACAAAAAGUGCGUCCUUGUGUGGAGAAGGGCAAAGUGGCAAAUCAGCGACUGCAAUACGAGUAGGGGUCAUCGCUUCAUCUGUUCAAUAAAAACUUGAUUUCAACAGUGUUUACAGCAUCACAGCCAUGAGCCACUGUGUUGUUUCAGAAGGAGGAAGGACUGAUCCUCGGGACAUUUAAACUGCAAUACCAGACAACUUUCCAAUAAGUAUCAAAGGGAACUUUGCUGGAACUGUUUAUAUCAUUUAUAACUAUUGAAAAAUAUUGUUUCUAAAAAGUAACCUGCGACACUAAGUGACAUUUUUUAAACUGCAUUUAUUCUAAUUAACCACUGAAAGUAUUUCUUACAGAAGCUCUGAGAGGCAAUGAGCAAAAAAUCUGGUGAUCCAUUUUAUAAUUCUGAUCAAAACCUUUUUUCUCUCCUGUGUGUAUGAUUUAACAGCAGGUGAAAAAAAUAAUGGGUCAGAUCAGUCUCAUUAUUAAUGAAUGCCCAUAAAGGGGUAUUAACUAAUGUAUUUUGUGAUUUAUAUAUAGAUGACUCUCCAUAAAAAUAUUUUUCAAUACACAAAAAUAGUUCAAAUCCACAUGUAUAAAGUAAGAUUCACAAAUAUAUUUCUGACACACAAACAAAUAUUUAUUGAUUUAGCUAGCAUCCCACUGGUUCCAGUACAAAAAGCCAAUAGGAUAUUUCGAUUGGAUUUGGGAUUUUUGCUAAGGGUAUAAACGAACCCCACCACUCGCAUGAGCACAAGUCUACACAACAAGGCUGUGAAGGUGGACUAGUUGGCAUGAUGAUGUUUUGUACUCUCAUUUAGCCACUUGUUAGCAACCGCCUUUUUAAGACACUUAAAAGCUUCAAAAUUCACAAGAGGGGUAUCUACUGACGUAAUUCAUAUUGUAGAAGAAAACGUUAAAUUAUCUUUAGCUUGUGUAAAUCACAGAUCUUAUGUCAGACAUCUGUCAAUAGACCCAUUCAAAAAAAAACAUUGAAUUGAGACAAAGGAACCGGAAGUAAAAUCAUUUCCUGGUUUAAGGACUUAUCCCUGCACCAUCCAAUAUCCUUGUGGGGUCAUGCUCAUGUGAUUGGUUGAAAAUGGAGGAGGCAUCUGAUUGGUUACAGAAUAAUCCCUGUUGAAAAUAAGGCAUUUGUGAAUCAAGCAGCAUCAUCGGAGUCUCAAAAGCCCCACAAACUAAUGCAGUGAAGUUCACUCAUGACAAGCAGUUUGUAAAUGCAAGUUCAAAAGUUUUUGUAUUAAUGUAAUGACAACCAAAUAUGUUUUUGAUAACAAUUUAAAAUCCUUUUAAAUAUAUAUAUUUGUGGACUUCUAAUACAUUUAUUUAAAAAGAAAUUGUGACUUGUUUUUAUAUGUAGAAUUUGUCAACAAUCAUAUAUAAUGAUAACUGUUGUGUGUGCAACAACAAAUAUUUUUGUGGAGAGAUUUAUAUAUAAAUCACAAAAUGCAUUUGUGAAUCCCUCUUUGAGCAUUCAAUACUAUUGAGACUGAUCUGACCCCAUAAAAGAAGGUUUUGCCAUGAUAAUCUAUCAAAAUUCCUAAAAUCUGUGAAACAAAGUCACUUUUUUCUAUCUGUGAAAAAAUUAUCCUGGUAAAAUCUUUUUCCACUUGUUUGACAGAUUAAAAAAAAAGAAAGAUUCUCCUGGCAAUAACUGUUUCAAUUAUUCUUUAGUCAUAAACACAGGACAGAAAACAACUUAGACUUAGGAAAUGGACCAUCGAUUGUUUUUCUCACUUGCCUAUCUGGGCUGCCGUAGAAUAUAUGUAAAGCUCAAAAGAGACUUUUAAAAAAGGUAUGUAGUGUAUUUUACUUAUUUCAGACAGAACCAAGGCUGUAUUACCAACAGGGUGUCCUGAUUCACUGUUGGUUCGUGGUAGAGAUAAAUUCUUAAAUCUGCUUGUUGAUAUUGUUUAUUAUUUUCUACAGCUCCUGCAACAUUCAUUAUAAGGCACCCUGUGUCCGAAUCUUGUUUUACAGCUUUUAUUGUUUGAUCUGCAUUAUCAUGUGCUUGCAUUGUGCAUAUUCUAAAUUCAUUUGUGUUUAAUCAGAUUACUGCAACCUAAUUGCUAUAGUCUUCCAGCAGAGGAGUACUUCUUGGUUUCCGUGUCUACAGGCAAAAUAUAAUGAAAAUGCCAUGUGUAAACUGCUACGUGUUCUCGAUGGGAUGCUGGGGGUGGAUGGGAACACACACAAUGCACAGACAGCGGUGGUGUUGGUGGGGAGGAUGGGGGGGCAUUGGGGCCCACCAGCGAAUAUUUGCCAGGGGAACUCAUAAAAAGAUAAGCCGGCCAUGGACAGAACAUCUGCAUCCACUUUGUUGAAGUGCUCAUUGAGAAGUCUGUUUCAACAUAUUUCUAUGAAGAUUAGAACGCUUCAUUUCUUCAAAGAUCUCUUCAAGCCUCAUUAUUUCCAUUCAUAAACAUGUUUAUUUGUUACUGUAAAUGGAAAAAAGCACCAACAUUGUUUUCA
This is a messenger RNA of Anarrhichthys ocellatus (wolf-eel), 9196 nucleotides long. RefSeq names its product Fras1 related extracellular matrix 1a (gene frem1a). The record is from RefSeq and is a predicted model, not a curated record. Gene Ontology annotation, biological process: anatomical structure morphogenesis; cell communication. Lineage: Eukaryota; Metazoa; Chordata; Actinopteri; Perciformes; Anarhichadidae. Gene Ontology annotation, cellular component: membrane. The coding region runs from base 268 to 6810 and encodes 2180 amino acids. The transcript has 37 exons.